Salvelinus fontinalis (brook trout) is the source of this 674-nucleotide messenger RNA. RefSeq names its product ribosomal biogenesis factor (gene rbis). The coding region runs from base 115 to 411 and encodes 98 amino acids. The record is from RefSeq and is a predicted model, not a curated record. The transcript has 4 exons. Lineage: Eukaryota; Metazoa; Chordata; Actinopteri; Salmoniformes; Salmonidae. Gene Ontology annotation, biological process: ribosome biogenesis. Gene Ontology annotation, cellular component: nucleolus.
UUGUCUUCGGGAGCACUGAUUGGUUCAGAUUUUAGUCGCAUCUAAAUUGCGUCAAGCUCCGUUGCUUCAACACGUUUUACAUUGGCCGAUAGUCGUCCACUUCUUGAGGUAAUCAUGGCGAAGAAUAAACAAAAAGGCAAAAAGCAGCAGAAUGUUUUCCGAGUGGCCAACAAACAGACAAAACAAAAGAAUAAGGCAAAACCUGUCACUUCAACUCUCAAACACAUCAAUAAAGUGAAGAAUGAGAAGGUGGAGAACCUGAAUAAAAUAUUUACAGAGGUCCAACAGGAUGUCAGAAGUGUAUCAAAAUGCACUGCUCCGGUGCCCAGAAAGCCAACACCGGUUGUCCGUGAAGCCCCGAAAGAGUCUGCGAAUGUGGACGGCGCUGCCCAGCUGUUCUCUCAGCUAUAGUGCGGAAUGGCUGCAUGAAAUGAAAUCUAGUUACAAUUCUAACAUUCCACACUGCCCCAUUCACAUAAGGGGCAUCAUCUCCAAUUUGUGUAGAAUGUAAUAUGACUAUCAUAUGAUGACAAUAUGUAAAUAUGGUGAUAUUAAAAAUAAAAGUGUGCAGAUAUUCGAAGAAUGUAAAGGAUGAAUUUGUGAGAAGUUGACACAUGCUGUAAAAUGAUAGAUUCCCUGUUGGAUACUUCUGUCGAAUAUAAUGAUCAACAACC